AAAGGAUCCUUACUGAGAACUGUUUUCACAAUAAGAGAAAUAUCUCCACAGCAGCAACAUCCCGUCUGCUUUUGGGAUAUUGGCCCACAUCUUUCCAGAGCCUUGGGUAUCAGCCCGGGCCGUAAUGCAGUCUCCCGAUGUUGCAUACCGUGCUGCCAGCAGCCGCGCCCCGCCUGUCCCCGCUUUCACUUUCGCUUCUCCUUCCGGCCCCGGACGGCCUCACCUCGCGGUUUUCGUGCUGAAGCGCCGGCGGCUCCACGCUGGAGGAGGUGAAGCCCACCGAGGUUUCCAAUGAAAGCAUAAAACAGUUCAAGCCGUCUCCAGACUUUCUUCAAUGAAAAUAGCCAAGCACAAGAAGGCAGCCCUGUUGGCCUUGUUGGAGGUCAGGCAAAGAGCAGUGUUGGGGUUUGCAUAAUAAAACUAUGGGAUGUUCUAUUCAUUGCUGGAACAGCUUAUCUUUCAAACUGGUGUCUGUUUGCUUACUGUGUGCAUCAGUUGGAAAGCAAUGUCAGAUUAGAAAUACAAUGGCAGAUUGUAGUCACCUAAAGCUGACACAAAUUCCUUCUGAUCUUCCAAACAACAUAACAGGUUUGGACAUUUCCCAUAAUCAGCUAAAAAAGCUUGCUCCUGAGAAUCUGACCCAGUACAGCAAUCUGAUUUACUUAAAUGCGGGAUACAACAUCAUCUCUAAACUGCUACCAGAAUUGUGCAAAAAUAUGCCCCUGUUGCAAAUUUUAAAGCUAGAACACAAUCAAUUGCAUGAACUUCCUGAUGGAGUGUUUGCUACCUGCAGCAACCUGACUGAGCUCAAUCUAGGAUACAACAUCAUAGAAGUAAGAAAUGAUCCUUUCAAAACCCUGGAGAACUUGAAUGUUUUGGAUCUAUCUCAUAACCAUUUGAAGUCAGCAAAUUUAGGAUUGCAGCAACAGCUGAAGAACCUUCGUGACCUUGUGUUGUACAGCAACCAAAUCACUGAGUUAAAAAAAGAAGACUUAAAAUUUCUUAGCAACACUUCAUUGAAUAGUCUUGAUUUGUCAUCAAACCCCCUGAAAAAGUUUCACACAGGAUGUUUACAUGCAAUUGGAAAUCUGUUUGGCCUUAUACUGAACAAUGUGGAACUUGGUGAAAAUAGCACAAAGGAACUUUGUACGGAAUUAUCAAACACAGCGAUUCAGAACCUCUCACUGAGCCAUGUGAAGCUCUCACACAUUAGCAGGUUAACUCUCCAGGGACUACAAGGAACAAACCUCACAGUUUUAAACCUUUCAAAAAACUCUCUCUCUGUGAUAGAGGAUGACUCAUUCCAAUGGCUGUCAAAUUUAGAGUACUUGAACUUGGAGGAUAAUAACAUCUUUAAAGUGUCCUCACGUUUGUUUUAUGGAUUGUCCAGCAUUAAACAUCUGAAUCUGAUAAAAGCACUUACUGGGAAAAUUGAAGAUUUUUCUUUCCAAUGGUUAUACAACCUAGAGUACCUUAUAAUGGAUCAUAACAAUUUUCCACAAAUUACGACUAACAUGUUCACAGGUCUGAAAAACCUGAAAUAUUUAAGUCUUUAUAACUGCAACAUAAACUUGCAAAGAAUAACUAAUAAAACAUUUGUAUCACUUGCUAAUUCCAGCUUGCAAGUUCUCAAUCUCACAAAAACAAGGAUCUCUACAGUUGAAAGUAGGGCAUUUUCCUUGUUGGGACAACUGAAAAUUCUUGAUCUUGGUCUCAAUGAAAUUAAUCAAGUGCUCACUGGUCAUGAGUUUGAAGGUCUCAAUAAUAUAGAAUAUAUUUAUCUUUCUUACAACAGAAACGUGACUUUGCAAAGUGAAUCAUUUAUUUUUGUUCCAAGUCUUAGCAAACUGAUGUUAAGGAAGGUAGGUUGCAAUAAUCUGGCAAUUUCUCCUUCACCUUUUCAUCCACUACGGAAUCUGACUGUCCUGGACAUCAGCAAUAACAACCUAGCGAACAUAAAGGAAGACUUGUUUGAUGGACUUUACAAACUCGAUAUUCUGGAUUUGCAGCACAAUAAUUUAGCUCGACUUUGGAAACAAGCAAAUCCAGGAGGUCCAGUUCUUUUUUUAAAAGACCUUCCCAACUUGCAUGUUCUUAAUUUAAAAUCAAAUGGCUUUGAUGAAAUUCCAGUUCAUGUUUUCAAGGGUCUGCAUCGAUUAAAAGAUUUGGAUUUAGGAUCAAAUAAUUUGAAUUUGCUGCCAGCAACUUUAUUUGAUAACCAAAACUCUCUAAAUACGUUGAACCUUCAGAAAAAUCUAAUAACCUCAGUUGAAGAAGAUGUGUUUGGUCCAGUUUUCAAGAGCCUGAGAAAACUAGAGAUGGAUUCCAACCCAUUUGAUUGCACUUGUGAAAGCAUUGCUUGGUUUGCUAGUUGGCUAAAUGUCACUCAAGCAUAUAUACCUGGAUUGCAGUCUCAGUACAUUUGUAACACCCCACCUAAAUAUCACAGUACUCUGGUGUUGCAUUUUGACACCUCAGCCUGCAAAGACAGCGCUCCAUUUAAGCUUCUGUUUGUGAUCACUACCACUGUUGUGGUGCAAUUCAUUUUCAUCGUUCUUCUCAUCCAUUUUGAAGGGUGGAGAAUAGCUUUCUACUGGAAUAUUUCUGUAAAUCGAAUACUUGGCUUUAAAGAGCUUGACAGACUACGGGGAGUGUUUGAUUAUGAUGCCUAUGUUAUUCAUGCAAGAGAAGACACAGAUUGGGUGUUGACGAACUUCACCUCUCUGGAAGAAAAUGAGCAAUUUCAAGUUAAGUUUUGUCUAGAAGAACGAGACUUUGAAGCAGGAAUAUCUGAAUUUGAAGCUAUAAUUAACAGCAUAAGAAAGAGCAGGAAGAUUAUUUUUAUUGUGACUGAACAUCUCUUACAGGAUCCAUGGUGCAGGAAGUUUAAGGUGCAUCAUGCUUUACAGCAAGCUAUUGAACAAAGUCGAGACUCCAUCAUACUGAUCUUUCUUCAUAAUAUACAAGAUUACAAGUUGAAUCAUGCACUUUGCUUGAGAAGAGGAAUGUUCAGAUCUCGCUGCAUCUUGAACUGGCCAGUCCAGAAGGAAAGAAUCAAUGCAUUUCGUCAGCAGUUAAUGAUGGCACUUAAAUCUGAUAGUAAAGUGCGCUGAAUUCAGUUUUCUGAUGUUAGAAAACUAGCAGGUCUCCAGUAAAAGCUGGGAAAAAAAAAAAAAAGAAAUUGUCAUAUUGGAAUAAGACACUGAAAGUUGAUAAUUUAUAUUUACUUGUCUAAGUUCAUGUACUUUCUGAUAUUGUAGUUCACCUAUACUGAAGUAAUCGCAUUUGAUAGUCAUUUCAGUAUGUGCAUCAACAAUGUGAGAUAUUCUGGAAAGUAGUGAGAAUGACUGAAGUCCUUGAAAAAAUAUCCAUCUGAUGUAAUGCAGAAAAGCCAUGGACUCUACAUUAGCAGGGUAUAUAGAAAAGGAUGCAAUGAUAAAAUUUCAAAUCCUGUCUAGAAAGCAGAAUGGACACUACAACUUGUUUUUAAAACUCAAAGGAAAAUAAAUAGAAAACCUAAAAAUUUUUCUAUAUUAAGCACAAUGACAUGGAAAUAAUUUCUAUAGUUGAAGCCUUUGAAAAUGGAUAAACCCAGAGGAAUUCUUUAGUGUAACUUGUUAUACACUCAUUUGGUAUUUUCUUCCUUAAAAUACUUUACAGAAAAUUGGGGUAGUUAGCACUUGCAUGGCAUUAAGGUUCAAACUUGUAUGCUAGUACCUUGAUCUGGAGAGAGCUAAGAACCAGCAAAGCAUGCUCCAGAAUUGUCCAAAAUGUUUAUUAUGUUUGAUGCUCAUUGUGAUUCUAUGGAGCAUUUGAGCACAAUUUAUUGCAAAGUGGGCUGUAGACAGUCAUGUCCCUUUGUCCCUAUUAAUGUUUAAUUUCUCCUCUGAUGGUUGUUUUUGUCUUUUUGUCUUUUUUUUUUUUUUUUUUUUUUUAGUUG
Molecule: messenger RNA, 3940 nt
Organism: Centrocercus urophasianus (Greater sage-grouse)
Lineage: Eukaryota; Metazoa; Chordata; Aves; Galliformes; Phasianidae
Gene: TLR3
Product: toll like receptor 3
Exons: 6
Coding region: 423-3113 (896 amino acids)
Biological process (GO): toll-like receptor signaling pathway; immune response; inflammatory response
Cellular component (GO): membrane
Molecular function (GO): transmembrane signaling receptor activity; protein binding
Source: RefSeq, a predicted model, not a curated record